AUGGACCUGUGUCUGAGCUCCGAGCUGCGGGAAGCACCGUGCACCCCAGAUGGCUGCUUAGAGCCGCCGGCGGAGGCGAGGUCUCUCCAAGAGGAUGGCACCAGCAGACCCCCAGGAGAUUCUAACAAGAUAGAACCAUCUCUUCAUAGCCUUCAGAAAUUUGUCCCUACAGAUUACGCCAGCUACACACAGGAGCGUUACCUGUUUGCAGGCACGAAGAUCGUCAUCCAAGAAUCCAUAGAGAGCUACGGAGCGGUGGUGUGGCCAGGGGCUACCGCUUUGUGUCAGUAUUUGGAGGAACAUACAGAGGAACUGAAUCUCCAAGAUGCCAAGGUACUUGAGAUUGGUGCUGGACCAGGCCUUGUCUCCAUUGUGGCCAGUAUUUUAGGAGCUCAAGUCACAGCAACGGAUUUGCCUGAUGUUCUAGGAAACCUUCAAUACAAUCUUUUGAAGAACACAUUAAAACGUGCAGCACAUCUGCCGGAAGUGAGAGAGCUGGUUUGGGGAGAGAGCCUGGAGCAACACUUCCCCAAGUCGACGUUUUAUUACGACUAUGUUCUGGCCUCGGACGUGGUCUACCACCACUACUUCCUGGACAAGCUGCUCACCACCAUGGCGUACCUUUGUCAGCCAGGGACGGUGUUGCUUUGGGCAAACAAAUUCAGGUUCAGCACCGAUUAUGAAUUCUUAGAUAAAUUCAAGCAAGUUUUUGACACAACACUCUUGGCUGAAUUUCCAGAGUCAUCAGUCAAAAUUUUCAAAGGAAUACUAAAAUGGGAUUAA
Zalophus californianus (California sea lion) is the source of this 783-nucleotide messenger RNA. RefSeq names its product methyltransferase like 21C (gene METTL21C). Gene Ontology annotation, biological process: peptidyl-lysine methylation. Gene Ontology annotation, molecular function: protein-lysine N-methyltransferase activity. Lineage: Eukaryota; Metazoa; Chordata; Mammalia; Carnivora; Otariidae. The record is from RefSeq and is a predicted model, not a curated record. Bases 1 to 783 code for a protein of 260 amino acids. Gene Ontology annotation, cellular component: cytoplasm; cytosol. The transcript has 4 exons.